UUCUUUCCAUCUCGUUCUCUUUCUGUCUCAUUUUCUCUUUCUUUCCUCCUUUCCUUACCAGUGGACGAAGAAAGGAAGGGACUGUGUACAAUUAUUCUGGCAUCUGCACAGUGAAGACCAAUCCAAUUCUCUCUAAUAGAGCGAGAAGGCGUGGAGAUAUAGAGCGAGGAAGCUAGGGUUUCGUCCGCAGUUUGGAGUUUGGAGUUGGAAUUUCGGUGUUUCCGAGGGUUUUGUGUGUUCGUUGUGCGUCGAGUUUACCGGUGCGAGGGCUCAGAUGAGAGAUCUGUGCUGAGAAUUCGACUUGAAAAUGAGUUCUUCCGAGGUCCCAUUCAAAGCUAAGAACUUCUCUUCGGGUUACGGUGACCAGAACGAUGUCGCCGGAGUUUCCCGGACCGCUCCAGAGGAGUCGAAGAGUUAUCCGACGGCUUCCAGCGGCGGGCAAGUGGAUUCCGAAAAGGUGCUGUACGCGGAGCUUUGGCGCGCAUGCGCUGGCCCGCUUGUGACUGUGCCUCGCGAAGGCGAGCGCGUGUUCUAUUUUCCGCAAGGGCAUAUCGAGCAGGUGGAGGCAUCGACUAAUCAGGUGUCAGACCAGGAGAUGCCCGUGUAUAAUCAUCUUCCGUGGAAGAUUUUAUGCCGCGUGCUCCGCGUCCUGCUGAAGGCUGAACCGGACACUGAUGAGGUUUAUGCACAAGUGAUCCUGGUGCCCCUGAGGGAAGAUGAGAAUGCGAUAGAGAAGGAUCCUGUGCCCCCUCCACCGCCACGCUUUCAAGUGCAUUCUUUUUGUAAGACUCUUACGGCUUCAGAUACAAGCACUCAUGGUGGAUUUUCGGUGCUGCGACGACAUGCUGAUGAAUGUCUUCCCCCUCUGGACAUGUCUCGGCAACCUCCAACACAGGAGUUAGUUGCAAAGGAUUUGCAUGGAAAUGACUGGCGUUUCAAGCAUAUCUUUCGCGGUCAACCUCGGAGGCACCUGCUUCAAAGUGGUUGGAGUGUCUUUGUCAGCUCCAAAAGGCUUGUAGCUGGGGAUGCUUUCAUAUUUUUAAGGGGUGAGAAUGGGGAACUCCGUGUCGGAGUAAGACGUGCCAUGAGACAGCAGGGUAUUGUUCCUUCAUCUGUCAUAUCCAGCCACAGCAUGCAUCUUGGUGUACUUGCAACUGCUUGGCAUGCAUAUACAACAGGAACGUUUUUCACAGUUUAUUACAAGCCAAGGACAAGCCCUGCUGAGUUCCUUGUUCCAUUGAAUCAGUACAUGGAAUCUGUCAAGAGCAACUAUUCUAUAGGGAUGAGGUUCAAAAUGAAAUUUGAAGGAGAAGAGGCCCCAGAACAGAGGUUUACUGGAACAAUUGUUGGGGUUGAAGAAGCUGAUCCCAAAAGAUGGCCAGAAUCUAAAUGGAGAUGCCUCAAGGUGCGGUGGGAUGAAAAUUCUACCAUUGCUCGUCCAGAGAGAGUCUCACCCUGGAAUAUAGAACCUGCUUUGUCUCCACCUACACUCAAUUCACUUCCCAUGCCCAGGCCGAAAAGGCAUCGACAAAAUAUUGUGUCAUCUUCCCCCGACUCCUCUGUUCUUGCAAAGGAAGGUACAUCUAAAGUAAUGAUAGACCCUUCACCGCCAAGUGAAUUUUCAAGGGUCUUGCAAGGUCAAGAAUUUCCGACCUUGAGAGGCACUUUUGCAGAGAGUAAUGAGUCAGAUUCCACAGAAAAGCCAGUUGUAUGGCCCCCUUCAUUAGAUGAUGAGAAAAUUGAUUUGGUCCCUGUUUCAGAAAGAUAUGGAUUGGAAAAGUUGUUGCCCUUUGUGAGGCCUGAAUCAACUUUCACAGAUCUGUUGUCAGGUUUUGGGACACAAACCAAUACCUCUAGAGAGUUCUCUGCACCCUCAGUUAAACCCCAUUUACCUGAUCGGGACAGCAAAUUCAAUUUUCCUGCGAGCAAUUGGUCUAUGGUAUCUUCAGGUCUCUCCCUCAACUUUGUAGACUCUAGCAUAAAAGCUCCUGUGCAAGGCAGUGAUGUUCCUUAUCAGGCACAAGAUAUCAGAUAUGGUGGUUUUAGUGAUUAUUCCCCUAGGCCUCCACAAUUUCCUACCUAUCUUCAUAUGCCAGCUCACUCAAGAGGGCCUAUGUCAAGACCUGUACUGGUGCAACAACACGAGGCUGCAAAACCAAAAGAUGGGAACUGCAAACUAUUUGGUAUACAGCUAAUCAGUAAUCCCGUUUCAAUGGAGCCAACACUGCCACAUAACAAUGCGAUUUUCCCAGCUGCUGCUGUGAAUUCCCUUGCCUUUGAGACUGAUGAAAAUUCUGACAAAACAAAGCGUGCAAAAGUAGAUCAUCCAGUACAUAGUAGUGAUCAGGAGAAACCAUCAAAUAUGUGUCAACAACCAAUCAUCAGGGAUAGCCAGGGUAAAGUUCAGGGUGGUUCAACAAGGAGCUGUACCAAGGUUCAUAAGCAGGGAAUUGCCCUUGGUAGGUCUGUGGACCUCAUGAAGUUCAGUGAUUAUGAGGAAUUGAUUGCAGAACUGGAUCAGUUAUUUGAAUUUAAUGGUGAACUGAAAGCUAGGAGCAAGAAUUGGUUGAUCGUUUAUACCGAUGAUGAGGGUGAUAUGAUGCUUGUUGGAGAUGAUCCCUGGCAGGAAUUUGUUGGCAUGGUUCGCAAGAUCUUCAUCUUUACUAGGGAAGAAGUACAGCGGAUGAACCCAGGGAGCUGCCUGAGCAUGAAGAGUGAGGAAAAUUCAUUGAACGCAGAGGGCAUGGAUGAGACAGAAGUGAGGAUUCUUCCUGCCCCGUUGGUGUCUAGUUCUGAGAGAUGUUAGAUGUCUCCCAUAUCUUUAUAAUUUACCAAGAUGCUGCCGCCAUGUUGCUAUUUUGCCGUUUGGGGUGGGGGGGAAUCGCCUAGAUCAAAUUCCAGAUUCAUGCUUAAAAUAUAGGUAAUUGCAAUUUUGGACAUGUUUUGAAGCUAAAGUUGUAUGACAUCCUAAUAUUACAUAGUAUUAUACCUACCUAUUUUCAGAUAGGCAUUAGCUCUCUUGCAAUCUCGAACCUUUCCAUCUUGUACAGAGGCACAAUUCCUGCAUGUAAUUAAGUUUGGAAUGUAACAAGAUUUGCUUA
Molecule: messenger RNA, 3101 nt
Organism: Diospyros lotus (date-plum)
Lineage: Eukaryota; Viridiplantae; Streptophyta; Magnoliopsida; Ericales; Ebenaceae
Product: auxin response factor 2A-like
Biological process (GO): regulation of DNA-templated transcription; response to hormone
Cellular component (GO): nucleus
Molecular function (GO): protein binding; DNA binding
Source: RefSeq, a predicted model, not a curated record